Molecule: messenger RNA, 606 nt
Organism: Dentiscutata erythropus
Lineage: Eukaryota; Fungi; Glomeromycota; Glomeromycetes; Diversisporales; Gigasporaceae
Source: the annotation of a GenBank genome assembly
AUGGAUUUUAUCACUGACCUACCUCUGUCUUCUGGCUUUGAUUCAGUUCUUGUAGUGCAUAUACAAGAAAGAUUAAUCAUUGAAUUAAGUGCUGCACAAGAACGAUACAAAAAAUAUGCUGAUAGGCACCAACAAGAAGCCCCUAUUUACAAUAUUGAAGACAAAGUGUGGUUAGUAAGAUGGAACAUAAAAACUGAGAGACCCUCAGAAAAAUUAGAUCAUCAGAAACUAGGGCUAUUUGAAAUUGCAGCACAAAUAAGCCCGGCAGCAUAUUGUCUAACUUUACCUCCCUCUUUUAAAAUCCAUAAUACCUUCCAUGUAUUGUUGUUGGAGCUAUACAUGGCAAAUACGAUUCUCGGAAGAGUGGCGAAGCCACUACCACCCAUAAUUAUUGAUGAAGCAUGUGAAUAUGAAGUUAAAGAAAUACUCGAUACAAAAUUAUCUUGGGAAAAUGUGGAACACACUGGGGAAGCAGUAGAAGUUUUUUAUCGUCAGCACCCUGACAAACCUAAACCUGUUUCAAAAUGCGACCGUAAUUUUUGCAAUAACGAUAAGGGAAGAAAAUUGUUAAGAGGGAAAUGGUGUAACAACCAAGCUCUGACCUGA